This is a messenger RNA of Scaptodrosophila lebanonensis, 1171 nucleotides long. RefSeq names its product 39S ribosomal protein L2, mitochondrial (gene mRpL2). Gene Ontology annotation, molecular function: structural constituent of ribosome; RNA binding. Gene Ontology annotation, cellular component: ribosome. Gene Ontology annotation, biological process: cytoplasmic translation. The transcript has 2 exons. The record is from RefSeq and is a predicted model, not a curated record. Lineage: Eukaryota; Metazoa; Arthropoda; Insecta; Diptera; Drosophilidae. Bases 221 to 1108 code for a protein of 295 amino acids.
GUAGUUCUGACUAUAAUUUAAACGUCAGCUUAACUAUUCAAUUUCUAUAAACGUUCAUCUGCGAAUACUCGGCCACCCUAAUACGAUUCGUAGACGACAGCUUUUUCAUUAGUAGUGGUUGGCUGGUCCAAUAAGAACAAGAAAAGGCCUGUUUUGUAACAGCAUUGCCGCUUCUUUAAAAGUUUAUUUCAUAGUCGAUCAAAUUAAUUUAUGCAUAAAAAUGAACAAUUUGACGCGUCUGUUGGGCAACUGCGCGCUCACACUGCACACGCAACGCACAGGCGUAGUCGGCCUGCAGCAUUUACGCACCAAAACGAAAGUCGUAGUUAAACCAAAACCUGGCGCAGGAACUCAGUUUCGUCGUAUUGUGCACUUUCCGGAGGAGUACACGAUAGAGCCACUGAAGAUAACACAUUUGGCUGGACGAGAUCCAAAAUCGGGUCGCGUAGUUGCUAAAGGUAUCGGCGGUGGUAUCAAGCAGCAGUACCACUGGAUUAAAUGGGUGCGUGACGGACCUAGCGAGGGUGAGCCGCAACAGGAACUUGUUGUGGAGGUUUUCCCGGAUGGUUGUCGUACAUCAAAUGUGGCUCUAGUCGCUGUAGGCGAUGAGCUGAAGUAUAUACUGGCCACGGAGAAUAUGAAGGCGGGCGACAUUAUCAAAACGUCACGCGUUAUUCCGCGCAUACCAGUGCGUCCUAAUGAAGGGGAUGCUUAUCCGCUGGGUGCUCUACCCGUAGGCACACGUAUCCAUUGUCUGGAGAAGAACCCCGGACAGCCUUGUCAUUUGAUACAUGCAGCCGGCACCUUUGGCACUAUAUUGCGCAAAUUUGAUGACAAAGUGGUCGUGCAACUUCCUUCCAAGCGCGAGUUCGCCUUCAACCGCAUCUGCAUGGCUACCGUUGGACGCCUAUCAAAUACAGAACACAAUAAGGAACAUGUGGGCAGUGCCCAGCGCAUGCGAGAGCUGGGAAAUCGACCACGGUCGGGUCUUUGGAAGCGCAAGGAAGGCAAGCACGGACGCAAGAUACGAAAAUUGCCACCCAUGGUUACAGUGGCACCCCCGCCACUCCCCAAAUUGGAAGAAACAAUACUAACUCUAAAUUUGUGAGCUCUAAUUCUACGCAAUGUUGUUUACUUAUAUGUGAAUAAUUAAAAAACCUGAAGAUAACUA